CCAAGAUCGACCAAUAGUAAUGUUCUGUCCGUAUUUGAGGAGGAGCACUUGGACAAUGAAAUUUGUACGCACUGGAGACUGAGCGGGAGUAGAAAGUCACGGCGGUCAGAAAAGUACGUAGUUCCAGUCUCUUCACUCAGCACUUGCCGACACGCGCUCCCAGUCAUGGCUUUAGCACGUUUUAUCUUCCUUCUGAUCGUGAUCUCUGGUUCUAGCAUUGCAAAUACUGUGCAAACGCGCUACCGUCACCAGCAUCUUUUACGAGCGUGGAGGACGUUAUCUGAUCUGUCUCCAGAAUCCCGUAGGAGUAGUUGUCCAGGAUGUGGUGCUGGACGGGGUUUUCAGGAAUCAAAUCUCGCAAAAUCUGAAAUUACGGUUCUAAGAAUAGAAUUAAUUAAGCAACAGAUUUUGAAGAAACUAAGACUCAAAGAACCGCCUUCAGUAUCUAUGCCGUUAUCUACAUUACCAAAACCGUUGUCCAAUGGGACAAUCUUACAUAAAUCUAAUAAACUGGAAUCUAGUAGAGAUGUGGAUGAUUUCUAUGGUACAACGGAUCAAGUCAUCCUUUUCCCUCAGGAAGAUGGAGUGAGAUGUAUUCCAGCAUCAUUCAAUCCAGCUGCCUGUUUCACCUUUAAGCUGCCAGCAGAACUGCAAGCAGAUGACGUUACAACAGUGGAAUUUUGGUUGUAUAAAGAAAGAGAUCAGAGAGACAGCCAUAACCAGACUUUUGUUGUAUCUGAAGUUGCUCAUUGGGAUUUGAACCAGAGCAUUCAGAAAAGCAAAUACUUGGUCAUCCAUGAAACAAAUGUUAAAGCCGGCUGGGUGAAAAUUGAUUUAUAUUGGACAGUAAAAAACUGGUUGGAAUACCAAGAACUGACACAUGCAAUCCAUAUAGCAUGUAAAACAUGUGCAAUGGAGAUUACAAAGUCGCCUGUAUCUUUAGAGUCUGAACAUAAACCUUUCAUCAUCAUCAGCACAAAAACUAUGGAACAGAAUCAUCGACGAAAGCGCAAUAUAAACUGUCACCCAGGUCUGUCUGAAUGCUGUAGGGAGAACCUGUAUAUAUCUUUUGCUGAUAUUGGAUGGGAUGAAUGGAUUUUGCAGCCAUCUGGUUAUCAUGCCUACUUCUGCCAUGGUUCAUGUAAUACUGCUGCUUCAAUCACACAAAGUGGAGCCCACCACAGCUCAUUAAUUCAAAGGCUGCUAUAUCUGCAUAGUUCAAGUGCCAGACACUUAGACCUGGUACCAUGCUGUGCACCUACAAAGCUCUCAUCACUUCAAAUGUUGUAUGUGGACAACAAUCAAACCAUUACCCAUGUGACAUUACCAAACAUGGUGGUGGAAGCAUGUGGUUGCAUGUAGGUGGCAAUUAAUGCUUUCAUUAAACUGGCCAUUUCCAGAACAGUAUUUUGCUUGUACCUGCUAAAAUAGCAAUGUGUAUGCUUUAAUUUCCUAUGCUUCAAAUUAAAGCAUUCUACUUCUGGUAAAAAUAAUUCCAGUCUGUUGUUCUACCAACAGAUGUUGGUUGUUUCUUGUUUUAUUAAUGACACUGUAUCAGCUGAAUAGGCUAUAUAGUACAUAUAGUAUAUACCAAUAAGUACAUUUUGUUAAUUACAUAAAUUCCCUCAAACAAAUUUGUUUGUGUCAGUAUGACUGAUUUAAUAAUUGACUCAUUUGUUAAAAGGUCAUCAUAUUACCAAAUGGACUAAAUAAACCUGUCACUGGAAAGUGUCUUAGUUGCUGCCCAUAACCAAAAAUAAAUUUGUUAUUGUUUGUUAUUUUUUAAAUACUUAUUAAAUUAAUAAAAUAUUGGAAAAAGUAAAUAGUACUCAACAGUGCAAGAAAUGUUACAAAAGUAGGUCAUCUGCAAUGCAAGCAAGGCCUUCAUGAAGCAUAUUUUAUUCUGUAAUAGAUAAAUAUUUAUAUACCCACUAUAUAUUUUUUUUAAUUUUACUGUCUUAAGGCUUUGAAUUUGUUAACUUACAAGUAUUUGCUAUUAUUAAAAAAUUGGAAACCAUAUUUAGUCUUAUUUGCCUUAGAUAAUGAAAUACAUAGUACCAGCAUGCAAUGAACCAUUUUAAUUAAGACAGUACAAAUACUUUUAAUUAAUAUGAACUUUAGAAAUUUUCAAAUAUUUUUAUUUAUAUAGAAGACAUUGGUAUUAUUAUUGCUGAGAUAAAUUUGUUCUGCAUACAAUUUGUGACAUAAAAGUACAAAAACAAGUGUACUUUAAUCUGUUUCAUUCUGGUCCGUCACACUAACAAAUUACAAAGACGAAACAACUCCGUCCAGUGUGACUAAUGGAGUUUUUACUCCCUGAAAACUCAACGCCCUCACAUGUAUUGUAUUGUAUUUUAUUUUCAUCCGUUUUGCCACAUAGUAACAUUUGGACACGUCAUUCAGUAAUAUAAGUUAACAAAAUAAAUCUACAUAGUUACAAGCAUACUACGAACUAUAUUGAUUGAUUAAUUGAUUGAUUUAUCCAGGAGUACAACUUAACAAACCAACCUACAAAGUUACAAGGAUACUGACAACAUUUUACAAUCCUAAGCAAUAUGUAGAUACUACAUUUGAAAAAGAAAAAAGAAAAAACAAAUACACAAAUCAUUGUAUACAACUUAUGAUUUGCUAUGACAUCCAAAUAUGAGUACUUUCACCAUCCAUCUUUUUAUUUAAAACUAACGAAUUCAUUUAUCGUGUAAAAGGAAUGUUUCAAUAAAAAGGGUUUUAAGUCUCUUUUAAAAACUGAAAAUCCCACGGAGUUUUUUAUUUUGUCAGGCAACUUACUAUGCAAUUCUAUCCCCAUAUUUACCACACUCUUUUUAAAUAAUGUAGUUCUACAGAACUGAACAUGAAAAUCCUUGUUUAUUCUUGUAUUAUAACUAUGAAUAUUUAUAUUCUGGAUCAAAUCUGCUUUGUGCUUUUUUAUGUAACACAACACCUCUAAGAUAUACAACGAAGUAACCGUAAGGAUGCCAUAAUCUUUAAAAAUUUGCCUGCAUGAGUCUCGUUUACCAAGUCCACUAAUUAUUCGCAGCACCCUCUUCUGCAUUCUAAAUACCUUUAUACUAUCACCUUCACACCCCCAAAAUAUUAUGCCAUAUCUCAAUAAUGAUUGAAACUUUGCAAAAUAAAUGCUUCUUAACAUAUUUGGACUCAAAACUCCUCUUAGUGAUUUAAUUAUGUAGGAUGUUUUACUAAGUUUUGAACAUAAUGACUGGAUGUGGGUACUCCAUUUAAGGUUUUCUGUAAUAUCUAUACCUAAAAAUCUCAGUUCUGAUGAAUAAGCAAUUUCCAAGUUGUUAUAAAAUACCCGUGGUCUAACUACAAACCUACUUUUACUAAGAUGGAAUGACACAGCAACUGUUUUUUUAAUAUUUAUUAAGAGGUUAUUUACCUGAAACCAUGUUUCAAGCUGUUUCAUGAUCUUAUUUAUUUUCUGUUGCGCUAUGCCUUCCUCUUUAUCAAUAACAAGUACAUUAAUAUCGUCUGCAAACAAUACCGUUUCUCCACUUUGUACAUUUAGCGGGAGAUCAUUUAUAUACAGAAGAAACAGUAGUGGUCCCAGAAUUGACCCCUGUGGUACCCCAUGUAUUGUUUCCCUUAAAGGUGAUAUAUAUUUAUUUUGGGUAUUUUUAUUCAGGUAAUUUGUUUCAACAAAUUGUACUCGGUGGGAUAAGUAAGAUUUAAACCAUAUGUUCCCUCUGAUGAUGGUCUAUGAGGACCGAAACAUGUAAGGGCGUUGAGUUUUCAAGUAGUAAAAACUCCAUUAG
Molecule: messenger RNA, 3773 nt
Organism: Cryptotermes secundus
Lineage: Eukaryota; Metazoa; Arthropoda; Insecta; Blattodea; Kalotermitidae
Gene: daw
Product: growth/differentiation factor 8
Exons: 5
Coding region: 166-1362 (398 amino acids)
Biological process (GO): SMAD protein signal transduction; BMP signaling pathway
Cellular component (GO): extracellular region
Molecular function (GO): cytokine activity; growth factor activity
Source: RefSeq, a predicted model, not a curated record